UUUUUCCACCGUUCCCUGAGCUCCAUCCCGGAUAAAUCCUGGAUUUUCCCGUUGCCUCCGGAGAUUUUCCGGCAGCUCCGCGAUUCCGAAGCCUCGGAAAAGAUUUUCCUGUACAAAUCCCUGGGAACGGCGCUGGGAUCGUGUCCCGGGAAGGAUUUGGUUCGGAAGCAGCUCCAGGAAAUCCUGGAAAACGCUCGGUACCAGGAGGAGGAGGAGAGGGAGGGUUUGGCUUUUUGCUUGGGAAUUUGCGCCCGGAAUCACCUGGAAGAAACUUUGGAAAAAUUGGAGGAAUUCGUUCGAUCCGACGUUUUCAAGAAAUCCCUGGGAUUGUUCAGCAUCUUCAAGGAAAGGAGCGAGGGGGAGCUGGAAAAGCUCCGGAGCGGCCUCGUGCUCUGCUACGGCCGCGUGGCCGAGGCGGCGCCUCCGGAAUUGCUCAAUUCCCGCUUGGAAUCGCAAAUCCUGAAAAAUCUCCUGGAAAACGGCCACACCAAGGUUCUGGGAAUCAAAGUGGAGACCAAGGAUCCGACGCUGAAGUUGAGCCUCGCCCGCAGCGUCUCCAUGAUCGGCCGAGCCCUGGCCAGAGGAAAUUCCCGGAAUUCCGGGAAUUCCGGGAAAUUCGGGAAUUCCGGGAAUGACCUCGGGAAUUUCGGGAAUGAGCCCCGGAAGGGCCCCGGGGGCUCCGUCAGCAUCGCCCACAAGGCCGAGCUGGUGGCGCUGCUGGUGGAAUUCCUGAAGGCGGAACCUCCGGACACGCUCCGGACGCGGCUCCGGCAGCGAGCGCUCGACGCCUGCUCCCACCUCCUGACCGGACCGGGAAUGGCCUCGGGACCGGACCGGGAUCGGGACCGGGAACGGACCGGGAAUGGACCCAGGACCGGACCGGGAAGGGACCGGGAAUGGCCUCGGGACCGGACCGGGAUCGGGACCGGGAACGGACCGGGAUCGGCCCCAGUGCGGCCCCGGGAAUGGCCCCGGAUCGCCCCCGGGAACGGGACCGGGAAUGGCCCCGGAACCGGACCGGGACCGGCCCAAAACGGCCCCGGUGCCACCGGGAGCGGCCCCGGAACCGCCCGACCAGGACCGGAACUGGACCGGAAUCAGAACCGGCACCGCAUCAGAUUUAGGAGCGGGACCGGAUCGGGACCAGGACCGGAACUGGACCAGGAGCGGGAUCAGAACCGGGACCGGGAUCAGAACCGGGACCCGGAGUAA
Messenger RNA from Pseudopodoces humilis (Tibetan ground-tit), 1212 nucleotides. Lineage: Eukaryota; Metazoa; Chordata; Aves; Passeriformes; Paridae. The record is from RefSeq and is a predicted model, not a curated record.